Haplochromis burtoni (Burton's mouthbrooder) is the source of this 1731-nucleotide messenger RNA. Its product is annotated as claudin-4-like. Gene Ontology annotation, molecular function: structural molecule activity. The transcript has a single exon. Gene Ontology annotation, cellular component: plasma membrane; bicellular tight junction. Lineage: Eukaryota; Metazoa; Chordata; Actinopteri; Cichliformes; Cichlidae. Gene Ontology annotation, biological process: bicellular tight junction assembly; cell adhesion. The record is from RefSeq and is a predicted model, not a curated record. The coding region runs from base 45 to 620 and encodes 191 amino acids.
AACACACUGUCUUUCCUCUUUGAAGAGCUCAAGAAAACUUCAUCAUGAAACCUGGCCGGAGACAGCUUCUAGGUUUGGUCUUGGCCAUUUUCGGAGUCCUGGGGAGCAUCAUCAGCUGUGCUCUCCCCACAUGGAGAUCCCCUGAGUGGAGGAAAUCCGAGGGUUUGUGGAAGUCCUGUAACUUUGAUUAUAGUUACUAUCUACGACCAACAAUAGAGUGCAAAUCUCAUGAUUCUCUGCUGGCCUUACCUCAAGACCUGCAGGCUGCCAGAGUGCUCAUCGUCUUCGCCAUCAUUGUCGGGAUCUUUGGAGUCAUAGUUGGUGUUGUCGGGGGCAACUGCACCAACUUGGUGUCAAAUAAGAGGAAAAAUAGCAAAGUGGCUAUAGCUUCUGGAAUUAUCUUCAUCAUAUCAGGUGUCCUGGUGAUCAUUCCAAUCUGCUGGAGCACCAUCACAACUCUCACCAUGGCGAGAACGUCUUACUACGGACCUCCAUUGAUGGGAGCCUCACUCUACAUCGGCUGGGCAUCUGCAGGGCUGCUGUUACUGGGAGGAAGCCUCCUCUGCUUCUUUUGUUCAUGCAGUAAUGAGAAUGAAUACUCCAAACCUAGCUCUGUGUAAAAAUAUAUAAAUACUUCUAUAAACUAAAUAAAUUUAAAUGUAUACAGUCUCUAGGGAUCAAGAGAAAUGUUUUAGAAAAGCUUUACUGUAUUUUUCUUGACUGAGUAAAAAAAUAAAGCAUGGAAUGUGACCAAAACAGGCAAAAAUGUUUGCAGUGUAAUUGUGUAAAACAAAUAUUUCUUUUAGUCUCUUUUUAUAUUAUAUCAUAGGUAUAGAAACAGGGGUUUUUUCUAGGUAGUCUUCUUCAUUUCAACUUUCAAAAAAGUCUGACAGGGAAACCAAUGUUUUAAGUGUAGGUCAGGUCUGUGAUUACUCUUUCAUCACUGAACUGUUGAGUGCUGUCACUGAUUUGUAUCCACGGUGUGAAUAGUGUCCUCAUUUUUCUUUUCUUUUCCUUCUUUAUGUAAGAUUGCAUGCCAGUAAAAUUUUAUAAUAAGUGAUGGUGUAUAUUUACUUUUUUUAUCUGAUCAUGAUGGAUCUUUUUCUGUGAAGGUUUAAUAAACAUAAUCAGAAUGUGUUUGUGUUUAUGUAGAUCUCUCAUGAUUUAAAAGACUAAUGAGAAUUAAGGUUUUUUUUCAUUGAAGAUCAAGAGGAGAGGAAAAUAUUUUUAAUAAAGACAACACUGUUGAGCUUCAUUUUUUGCAUUUCUAAUUUACAGUGUAAAAUAUUUGUUGUAAAAACCAAGCAAUUAGUGUCUGUAUACGUGUGUGUCGGUCUGUGGUUACGCUUUAUCAUUCAAGCAAAAGGCUACAUGUACUGCAGGAAACACAUGUUCAUCAUAGUUAAUAAAUGUAGUUGCAUAUGCAGUCUAGUUCGACAUUAAAGAAAGUUAUUUUGUAAUACAUUAAACCACAAAUUAAAAAUCAUAUGAAAGAAGAGUCAGUUUUGAUUUUCUUUAUUACUUUGAAAGUGCUCCUAGGCAAAGCUAAACUAAACUGACAUUAAAUAGCAAACCACUGCCACAGAACAUUGAGCUGCUAUCUCCAAGUUGUCCUAUAAAUAGUUCAACCUACUUUCUGCGCUAAAUGAAAUGAAAUAACAUGUUAGUAUCAAAUCCAGCAUUCACAUGUGAAGACUGAUAACAUUUGUUUAAUGCUAAUGUUUUGUUCUA